AUGCCUUGGAGAAGUGUCUGCAUUCGCAGAGGUUUGGCUACGGGAUUCGUCAGAAAAGAAGAGAGAAUUAUCCACUUCCUCUUUCGUUGUCUGAUUUUUAUCCCUUCAGAGGAAAAGUGUAGAGAUCCUGAACUGAUGUUUGACUGGUCCGAAUUUCGAAAAGCCAUGGACAGCGCAAGGAUGCACUUCGAACUGCUUCGCCGCAACAUAGUAGUCGGGAACCACUCGAGGGAGCAGGCUAAAAAAGCCUGA
Messenger RNA from Coccidioides immitis RS, 252 nucleotides. RefSeq lists its product as uncharacterized. Bases 1 to 252 code for a protein of 83 amino acids. Lineage: Eukaryota; Fungi; Ascomycota; Eurotiomycetes; Onygenales; Onygenaceae. The transcript is spliced from 2 exons. The record is from RefSeq and is a predicted model, not a curated record.